Molecule: messenger RNA, 2314 nt
Organism: Thlaspi arvense
Lineage: Eukaryota; Viridiplantae; Streptophyta; Magnoliopsida; Brassicales; Brassicaceae
Source: the annotation of a GenBank genome assembly
UGUCAGAAUAGGUCUCUCUCUCUCUCUCUCUCCCUCUCUCUCUCUCUCUCUCUUCUCCCACUUCUUAUUUGUGUCUUUGCAUAUAAUAUCUCAUUGUCUCAAUAUACCAGUAAGUAGAGUGACGUUUGAUUUGGGCACGCCUUUGAUGCUUGCUCUCUUUUUUCACUCUAAAUUUUCCAUUUUCCAAUUUAUUUUUUUGUUUUCCAUGAACAAAAUAAAAACUCACCACUUAUUUGUGGGUGCUUCUCCAAUUGACUCGACAGACAUCAAAAGCAAGAAAGACUUAUAAAUCUGACAAUCAGAAAACAAACAAAGCUUUCUUGCUCCUUUGCUCUUUGUCUUCUUCCUCUUCUUAGCAUAAAUCCACUUCCAUCUCUCUCUCUUACUCCCUUCUUUUUACCACAUUUCUUUUCUCUUUUCCUUUUGAGGAAAAUUAAGAGACAGAGAGAGAGAGAGAGAGAAUCUAGUUCUCUCGAGGUGGGUUCUCUUGAUCUAUUGGUGGGUGUUGUUUAGCUUCUUUCUCUGUUUUUGGCUAUGGAAGCUAGCUCUGAUCUUGAAGUAGACAUCAACGGUGAAGAAACUAUCUUUCUCAAUAAGCGAAUCAUAUGCAAGUUUUCAGGAACAUUCAGGAAGCUCCUUGGGAAAUCUACUUGUUCUAGUAGUAAUCUCAAGGUGAUCUUUAAUGAUUUCCCCGGUGGAGCUGAAAGUUUCGAGCUUGUGUCGAGAUUCUGCUACAACAAUGGUCAAUUCACUGUGAUGCCUUCGAAUGUAGUGCUCUUGCAUUGUGCUGCUAAGUUCAUGGAAGUAACUAAAGUCUUGGAACAAACAGAGAAGUGUAUGGAGGAGAUUCGUUAUUGGUCUUGGCCAGAGGUUCUUCUCGGUUUGAAGCAGUGUCAAGAGCUUGAAACAUCGUCCGAAGCUGAUUCUUUAGCCGCGAGAUUGAUGGAUGCGCUCGUGGAGAAGCUGUGCUUAGCCGUUGAAGCGAGUCCCUCGAGUGCUGCUUCUGCUUGUUCACCGGAAAGCAGCUUGUUUCGGUUUUCUUGUGACAGUAAAAGCACAGAGAGUUUCAAGAACUGCUCUGCUCGGGUAACAUGGUGGUUCGAUGAGGUUCUUGUUCUAAGUCCCGGUUUGGUCGAAACGUUCUUGAAGCUGAUGGUGUCGCGGAAGUUCGAUCAUCUCACCAUAGCUAGGUUCUUGUUCUAUUACCAGAAGGUCAAGUUUUGCUCUGCUUCUUCUAGUGAGAGAAGAAAGAUUCUUGAAACCACCAUUGAUACGCUUUACGUGUUGGACCGAAGAUGUGUCCCUUACAAGAGCCUGUUCGGGGUUUUGAGGCUCGCUCUUGGAUUGAACAUAAGCAAAAGCGGUAUGAACAAGCUAGAGCUUAUGAUUGGUCACCAGUUGGAUCAAGCAACACUUGACAAUCUUCUUGUUCCGUCUCCAUUGAAAUCGAGUCACUUGUACUAUGUGAAUCUCGUGCUUAGAUUCACGAAAGCUUUCCUCGAUGAAGCUAAAAGAGGAUCACAGUUGAAGAAAGUUUCAAGCUUGAUUGAUCAGUACAUAGCUGAAGUAGCACCUGAUCCUUGUUUGAAACCUUCAAAGUUUCUGUCUCUCCUCACACUCAUUCCGGAUUCAGCUCGAGAGUCUCACGAAGAUAUCUACAGAGCUAUCGAUAUGUAUCUCGAGUCUCACGCAGGAUUAACAAACGGUGAAAAACUCAGCUUGAUAAGAACAUUGAGUUACGAGAAGCUUUCAAUCGAAUCAAGAGCACACAUUUCGCGUAACAGGAAGUUUCAGGGGAUUGAGACACCAGAUGAACAACAACAGCAGCAGCAGAAGCAGCUGAUACUCAGAGUGGAGAAGGUUGAGAUUUCAGGAGAUAAUGAGAAGUUGAAGGAACAUAUUGAAGGGAUUCAAUGGAGGGUAAUGGAAUUGGAGAGAGCGUGUUUGAAAAUGCAGAAUCAGAUGGAAGUUAUCAAGAAGAGAUCCAAGAACACGAGCAGAGGAAGCAACAGGUCACUCCCUAAGCUCUGUUCUUGAUUAGUGUUGCUUGGAAACUGAAAGCUGUAGCUUACGAUAAUAUUUGUACAUAAGAGUGAUAUAUAGAGAGAGCAUAAGGAGUCGGAUUGUAAUUACAAUCUGUUUCUUAUUUUCUCAAAGUAUUUAUCUUUUUUUUUUUCUGUUUACUGUCGUAAAGUCGUGUGUAAGGAAAAAGUAAAGAAGUGAUCUUUUUAAUGGAGAUGUUUAGGUUCUUGUUUGAUACAAACUUGAAUAAGCUUUCUUGUGAAAUUGAGUGAAAACAAAAUGUUAUGAGAAA